AUGAAGACUCGGGCCAAGAAGACAGCUACGUCUAAAGCGCCGCCUCAGUCACAAGAAAGCAAGGCAGAAUCUACCAGCAAGCACACGCUUUCGGCCGCCGAGCAGAACCCGCCUACAGCAUUUAUCCUAACAGAAAGUACAUCGGCAGAUGGCCUGUCUCGCUUCGUCACUCUUCCACACCCGGCCGCUGGCAGAUCGCAUCGAUACUAUGUCGACCCCAAGCAAGGGUGCUAUGAGCUCACGAAGGUGUCAGUCCCGAAAAAGGCAUGCAGAAGUAUGCUCUUGACUCCAGACUUCCAGGAUGAUGCCAUUGGUGCCGGAGAUGGAGAGAGAGAGAAUGGCUAUAUGCUAAAAACGCCAGACCUCAUCAUCGCGACGCCUGUCGACUCGCUAUUUCUGAUGCUUCCUGCUUUAUGGUCUGCCGGCAAAUCAGGAGCAGGCGAGGAGUGGGCGACGUUCUACGACAGGCUCUUCUCGGACGAGAAUAAUGGCUAUAUGCAUCUAAGACAGAUUUUCCGGUCUGAAGCUGGGAACGAUCUAGAAAUAAGGAUGGAGGGGAGGAUGGGAGCUGUCUGCGACAAUCUGGACAUGGGGGAGGACAAGCUGUACAAGCUGAACAUUGACAAGCUUGCUGCUGUCUUGCUGCAGAAAGCCAAGAGGAUGGUAGAAGUUGGCCUGCCGGUAAGCAUGGAAGAGCACUUUGUAAGGAUUCCACUAGAAGUGCCCGAGAUCAGCUUGAGGCGAGAGGAUAGCAGCAUCAGCAUGGUGGAAGAGGCAGAUGCCGCCGAAGGUGCAGGUCCGCAGAAGAAAGCACAUCAGGCCAACCAAGAGCUUGCACAUCUUCUGCGCAUCCGUACAGCUCUCAAAUACCUCUGCACGAACUACAUCCCACCAACCUUUGCACCCAGACUCCUGGCUAUCAUCUUCGACACUUCCGAGCCACAGGCCAUCGAUUUCGCACCUCUAGACACCCAUCUCGCUUCCAUUACGAAGCUCAAAUCUGAAGCACAAGCUCUGCGCUCGAUCAGCGACAACAUCAGCCGAAAACGAGCUGGCGGUCAGGACGAAGAAGGUCUGGAGAAAGCAGAAACCAAGAGGAGAAAGAAGGAAGAGGAGGAGAGGAAUAAGAAGAAUGUUAGUCAGGGGGUCAAAAAGCUUGCGAAGGCUGAUACGUCUGGGAUGAAGAAGUUGAGCUCGUUCUUUGCGAAGGGUGCGGUGGCGAAGAAGGGGUGA
Recurvomyces mirabilis is the source of this 1233-nucleotide messenger RNA. RefSeq lists its product as uncharacterized. Gene Ontology annotation, cellular component: nucleoplasm; ribonuclease H2 complex. Bases 1 to 1233 code for a protein of 410 amino acids. Gene Ontology annotation, biological process: RNA catabolic process. The transcript has a single exon. The record is from RefSeq and is a predicted model, not a curated record. NCBI's taxonomy places the organism in Eukaryota, Fungi, Ascomycota, Dothideomycetes, Mycosphaerellales, Teratosphaeriaceae.